CGGUUUUUAAAAAGCAUCAAGAAUAUAACCAAGGCAACUGAUGAAUCAGAUAAUCAUGAAAUUUUAGAAAUUGUUCGUGGUAAAUUAAUUCAAUCUGCAGGAAUAUGGUUCGACAAUAAUGAAGCUAAUUUUAAAAAAUGGUCAGAUUUCGAAAUUGCAUUUCGAAAUCGAUAUUUUUCUUCAACAUCAACUCAUAAGAAAUUUGAUACAUUAAAACAACGUAAACAAUUACCGGAUGAACCGAUUACGUCUUAUUUCGAUGACAUUAUUAAUUUAUGCCGGGAAAUUGAUUCAACUAUGUCAGAAAAAAUUAUAAUUCAACAUUUAAUGAGUGGAAUCAAUCCUGAUUUUAGGAAGGAAUUAUCAAGACGUGAAUCAUCUAUUCAUACAUUAAAUGAAUUUUUAAAAUAUGCAAAAAUUGAACAAGAUUUACAAGAUACAUUUGAUAAUCUAUUACUUGAUUCACAACAACGUCAUCUUAAUUAUAAUCACUCAUCAAUUCCAUCAUUAACUACUACCGUUAAUCAACCAAAACAAUAUUAUAAUAAAAUGAAGCACAACAAUUAUGUUUCACAUUCAGCACAAUCGCAGAGCUCCGUUUUUCAGCGGAACUCGAUUCCAACACUUGGAAAUCGAACAUCCAUGGUACCUGAUGGAAAACAAAUUCGGAAUUAUCCACCACAAUCGAUAUUAAAAAAGAAACCUAUUAAUAAUCGACCAACAUCACAACAUCAAUUCAACAACUGUAAAAUUCGUGUUAAUGAUCAACCAACGGAAGCAAUUGUUGAUACUGGAUCCGCCAUCUCAAUUAUUCAUUCAAAUUUUCUUAAAACUAUUCAUCAUAAAAAUUUUAUUUAUAACAAUUACACAUGUCAAACAGCUAAUUCAACACCGCUUAAUAUUAUCGGUCAAAUUAAAUUAGAAUUAAAACUUAAAUCAAAAACAACAUACGUCAUUGCCUACGUUGCAACAAAUUUAAUUACAUCUUUAUUAUUAGGUAAUGACUGGAUUAAUUCAAACCAUGUUCACCUAUUUGGUGAUAAACAACAACUAACUAUUCCUGAUCAACAUAAUCGAUUAAUAUCGAUUCCAUACGUAGAACCUACAUUUAUUAAUUAUCCAGCAUUAUUAAUUGAUCAAAUUACCCUUCCACCAUACUCACAAAUAUUAGUUGAUAUUUCAUGUGAAAUUAAUAAUGAUAAUAAUUUGAUAUUUGAACCAUAUUCAAACUAUGGCUCAAAAUUUAUUUUUACACCACAUACAUUAUUAAAUAUCAACAAUCAUAAAGCUAAAAUAUUACUAAUCAAUGCUCAAAAUCAGCAAACAAUAUUACCAAGAAAUACACGAAUCGGAACUCUUUCUCGUCCAUCAACUCACACAAUAUGUUUUAGUACAUCAAGUCCAACAAAACAAAAUUUAUCUUUCAAUAAAUAUAAUCAAUCCACAUCCAGAAUUUCAACCAAAUUAAAAUCCAGAGCUGUCUUACGUAAAAGGGACAACUCGAAUCAAGAAAAAGUAAAAAUUAUUUGUCAUCAUUGCAAUGAACAUUUUUUAUCUGGUAAUGAUUUACAAAAACAUCUACGAGCAGAAUGUUAUUCCGAACAGAUUCGAAAACAAAUAUUCGAAUCGACUAAACAUAUAGAAAAUCCAAAACAUCGAUUAGCAAUUCAAGAUAUUUUAUGGCGAAAUAAAAUAUUAUUUGAUCCUACACCAUCAAUUAUUAAUAUUCCUCCGCAAUCAGCAAUUAAAACUGGUGAUCAUCCUCCUAUUUAUUCGAAACAAUAUCCCGCCUCAUACAAAG
Rotaria sordida is the source of this 1801-nucleotide messenger RNA. The record is from the annotation of a GenBank genome assembly. Lineage: Eukaryota; Metazoa; Rotifera; Eurotatoria; Philodinida; Philodinidae.